Messenger RNA from Ambispora leptoticha, 1614 nucleotides. The record is from the annotation of a GenBank genome assembly. NCBI's taxonomy places the organism in Eukaryota, Fungi, Glomeromycota, Glomeromycetes, Archaeosporales, Ambisporaceae.
CGUGAUUUCAGCGCUGGAAAAAUAGCUGAACACGAUUUCCAAAUAACAUUCGACAAAUAUCAUUGUAUAAUAAAAUAUCAUACUAAGAAUAAAGUAGAGCUGGCUCAGAAUUACAGUGAUCCCUUGCGUGUGUCCACACUUUCCGAUGAACAUCACAAAAAAGCAAUCAUGUCGGGAUUAAAUCAUGGAGGAUUUGUUAGUUCUAUCAAAGGAAAGUUAGGAGGAGGACCAAGAACAAUGCAAAGAAGUGAAUAUUUUGAAUUGGGAACAAAGGAAGGGUUAGAAGAGGAGGACGAAACUAAUUGGUCUUCCGAAGACGAUGAUAAUAAUGAAAAUAAAAAAUUGAAAAAACAACGAAAGACCUUAUUAUCAACUAUACAUGAUACAAGUGAGGGUGGAUCUGCCGAUGACGAACAACCAGAACGAAGUUUAGCUUUUGAGGCGAUACCACCAUUAUUAGUCGCAAUAAUUUGGUCAAUAAUAACUGGAUCAUUGUUAGAUAUCGUUAAACAUUGGAAUUCAUUCACUCAUGUCAAAGAAUUAUUCAUAUUGGUUCCGGUCUUAUUAAAUUUAAAAGGAAAUCUCGAAAUGAAUUUAGCAUCACGCAUGUCAACUUCGGCUAAUCUGGGUGAGUUAGAUAAACCAUCCGUUCGUGAUGCACUCGUAUGGGGAAAUUUAUCUCUUUUACAAGUGCAAGCACUAAUAGUUGGUGCAGUUGCUGGAUUAUUCUCAUUUGCUGAAGGACUUGUAUUUAAACCGCAUGAAAAUUCGUUCUAUGAAAGCAUGCUGGUAGUCGUAGCAGCUAUGCUAUGUUCUGCGCUGAGCAGCAUAAUAAUGGGAACUUUCAUGUGUAUGCUAGUAAUUUUAUGUCGAAGAUUUAGAAUUAAUCCAGAUAAUAUUGCGUGUCCAAUGGCAUCUUCGCUUGGUGAUUUGUUAACUUUAAUAAUAUUAUCGGUGUGCGGUGAAUUUUUGCUGCAAUAUAUGGAAACUUUUACCAGCACUGUAUUGUUCAUCCUUUUAGCUAUUUCUAUACCAUAUUGGGUACGUCUUGUCUGGUCAAAUGAAUACGUACGAGAUUUAUUAACUAGUGGGUGGUCGCCCUUAUUUUUGGCGAUGAUUAUCUCAAGUAUGGCGGGAUUAAUAUUAGAACAGUAUAUCGAGAAAUAUUCGGGAUUAGCGUCGCUACAACCUGUGUUGACUGCACUUUCUGGAAACCUGGGAUCCAUCUACGCUUCUCGAAUAUCCACUCGAUUGCACAGUAGCGGAGAAGAGAACUAUCGUAGAUCCGAAAUUAUUUUGUUCAUCAUCCAUAUCCCUAUAGGAAUUCUUUUUAUGUUGAUUACUUGGUGGUUUGAUAUCGGACAUGUUCACUUGACCUGGAGUCUUUGUAUCAUGUAUUUAUUUGUAUCGGUAGCAUCUGUAUCAUGUACAUUAUUGAUGGCAAAGAAGAUAACGCUUUGGUUAUGGCAUCAUAAAUACGAUCCUGAUAAUUAUUGUUUACCUUAUUUAACGGCCGUCGUUGAUGUGAUGGGAACUACCUUACUUGUGUUAUCUUAUUUGUUUUUAACCGCUAUUGGACUCGCGAGCGAGGAACAAACGAUGGGCGGCGAAUGA